Messenger RNA from Rana temporaria (common frog), 3909 nucleotides. RefSeq names its product solute carrier family 12 member 4 (gene SLC12A4). The transcript is spliced from 24 exons. NCBI's taxonomy places the organism in Eukaryota, Metazoa, Chordata, Amphibia, Anura, Ranidae. Gene Ontology annotation, molecular function: potassium:chloride symporter activity. Gene Ontology annotation, biological process: cell volume homeostasis; potassium ion homeostasis; chloride transmembrane transport. Gene Ontology annotation, cellular component: membrane. The record is from RefSeq and is a predicted model, not a curated record. Bases 161 to 3430 code for a protein of 1089 amino acids.
GUCGUGACGCCCCGUUGCCCGUCUCCUGUGGUCGGGCGGGGAGGAGCUGCAGAUGGGAGGAAGUGAGAUUCUACUUUUGGAAUUUAGUGGAGAAGCGAGCAGGAAGGCUUCCCUCAGCCCUGCUUAGGUGGCAGAUGAAGCGUUAGGUCCCGGAGAAGCCAUGCCGCACUUCACCGUUGUUCCGGUGGAUGACGAGCACAGAGCGGACUAUGACGACUUGGAGGGGAUCCGCAGAGUGGACUAUAGAGAGAGAGGGCAGAGUUCGCGCGAUCCCUACGACACUGUCAGCUCGGACGGUAAUGGGAGCCAUAAAGAAAAUAUCCCAUUCCUCAAACGUUCUGAUUCAAAGAAAUGCAGUGAGUUUUACGAUAGAAAUCUGGCCUUAUUUGAGGAAGAGCUGGACAUCCGACCGAAGGUCUCAUCCUUUCUUAAUCGCUUGGUAAACUAUACUAACCUGACACAGGGUGCAAAGGAACAUGAAGAGGCUGAAAUUCCAGGGGAGUCCUGUAGAAAGUUUUACAAGUCUCCCAGCAUGGGCACACUGAUGGGAGUUUAUCUUCCAUGUUUACAAAAUAUUUUCGGGGUGAUUCUCUUUCUUCGACUAACGUGGAUAGUGGGAAUAGCAGGUGUACUGCAAACGCUAGUAAUUAUUCUUGUUUGUUGUUGCUGUACUCUGCUCACAGCUAUAUCAAUGAGUGCCAUUGCCACAAAUGGUGUUGUACCAGCUGGUGGUUCAUAUUUCAUGAUAUCGCGUUCCCUUGGUCCUGAGUUUGGUGGAGCUGUUGGCCUUUGCUUUUACUUGGGGACUACAUUUGCUGGGGCCAUGUACAUUCUAGGUGCAAUUGAAAUCUUGUUGGUUUAUAUUGCUCCUUCGGCUGCCAUUUUUCAUUCUCCUAAUGAACAUGGGGAUUCAAGUGAAAAGAUGAACAAUAUGCGUGUUUAUGGCACAAUUUUUCUCAUCCUGAUGGCACUUGUCGUAUUUGUGGGGGUCAAAUAUGUGAACAAAUUUGCCUCUCUGUUCCUGGCAUGUGUCAUCCUUUCCAUUCUCUCCAUUUAUGUGGGCAGCAUAAAAUCAAUCUUUGACCCACCUUGGUUUCCAAUAUGUGUGCUCGGCAACAGAACCCUUUCUAGAGACCGGUUUGAUAUAUGUGCCAAAACAACAAUAAUUGAUAAUGUUACUGUGGCUACAAAGUUGUCAGAACUGUUUUGUGGAUCUUCAAAUUUUACCAGUAGCACAUGUGAUGAGUACUUUCUUCAAAACGAGGUCCGUGAAAUCUCUGGCAUACCAGGAGCAGCCAGUGGUGUUUUGAAAGACAACCUGUGGAGCAAUUACUUGGAUAAAGGUGCUAUUCUUGAGAAAUCCAACCAGCAUUCCAUAGAUGUUCUGGGAUCAAAAAGUAACCUUCAUCUGUACGUCUUGGCUGACAUCACAACCACCUUUACUGUACUUGUUGGUAUCUUUUUUCCAUCUGUGACAGGUAUAAUGGCAGGAAGUAAUCGAUCUGGGGACCUGAGAGAUGCACAAAAAUCUAUUCCUGUUGGCACCAUUUUAGCCAUUGUCACUACUUCCAUAGUCUAUUUAAGCACUGUGAUGCUUUUUGGAGCUUGCAUCGAAGGUGUCGUUUUACGUGACAAGUAUGGUAGUGCAGUGAACAAAAAUCUGGUGGUUGGAACCCUUUCAUGGCCUUCUCCAUGGGUCAUAGUUAUUGGUUCUUUCUUUUCUACAUGUGGAGCUGGAUUACAGAGUCUCACUGGAGCUCCACGUUUACUUCAGGCCAUUGCAAAGGACAACAUAAUUCCAUUUAUUAGAGUCUUUGGCCAUGGUAAAGCAAACGGUGAACCAACCUGGGCACUUCUUGUGACUGCUUUGAUUGCAGAGCUGGGGAUUCUCAUUGCUUCAAUGGAUAUGGUAGCACCUAUCUUGUCAAUGUUUUUCUUGAUGUGCUAUUUGUUCGUUAACUUGGCAUGUGCUGUGCAAACUCUGUUGAAAACACCACACUGGAGGCCAAGAUUUAAAUAUUAUCACUGGGCACUUUCCUUCCUGGGCAUGAGCAUCUGUUUGGCUCUGAUGUUCGUCUCCUCCUGGUAUUAUGCGCUUGUAGCUAUGCUUAUUGCUGGACUGAUUUACAAGUACAUAGAGUACCAAGGAGCAGAGAAAGAAUGGGGAGAUGGAAUAAGAGGUCUUUCCCUCAGCGCAGCUAGAUAUGCUUUGUUAAGACUGGAAGAAGGACCUCCUCACAUCAAGAACUGGAGGCCACAAUUGCUAGUUCUCCUAAAACUAGAUGAGGAUCUACAUGUCAAAUAUCCACGUUUGCUUACUUUUGCCUCUCAAUUGAAAGCUGGAAAGGGGUUGACCAUUGUUGGUACUGUAAUGCAGGGGAACUUUUUGGACAGCUAUGGGGAGCUGCAAGCUGCUGAACAGACUAUUAAAAAUAUGAUGGAAAUAGAAAAAGUGAAAGGCUUUUGUCAGGUUGUAGUUUCCAACAAAGUGAAAGAUGGUAUUUCACAUCUGAUCCAAUCAUGUGGACUUGGAGGGAUGAAACAUAAUACUGUUAUGCUGGGAUGGCCAUAUGGCUGGAGACAAAGUGAAGAUCCUCAGUCAUGGAAAACCUUCAUUGAAACUGUACGGUGCACAACUGCUGCUCAUUUGGCACUCAUGGUCCCAAAAAAUGUGCCCUUCUACCCAAGUAACCAUGAGCAUUAUUUAGAAGGAAAUAUUGAUAUCUGGUGGAUUGUGCAUGAUGGUGGAAUGCUUAUGCUGCUGCCAUUUCUGUUAAAGCAACAUAAGGUUUGGAAAAAGUGCAAAAUGAGAAUUUUUACUGUAGCGCAAAUGGAAGACAACAGCAUCCAAAUGAAGAAAGACCUUGCCAUUUUCCUUUAUCAUUUGAGGAUUGAAGCUGAGGUGGAAGUUGUUGAAAUGCAUAACAGUGACAUCUCUGCCUACACUUAUGAGAGGACUCUAAUGAUGGAACAGCGCUCUAAGAUGCUAAAGCAAAUACGACUCACCAAGACUCAAAGAGAUCACGAGGUCCAGUUAAUAAAGGACAGACAUUCUUUUAUUAAUCUUGAGGGCUCUUAUUCAGAUGAAGAGGACAAUGAAAUGGAGCCUGGGAAAAUUCAAAAGACUUGGACCAACAACAGCAUUGAGAAGUGGAGCAAAAUCAAUGUAUCAGAGCACUUCAGGGACCUUGUUAAUAUUAAACCUAACCAGUCUAAUGUUUGGAGGAUGCACACAGCUGUUAAGCUGAAUGAGGUGAUAGUAACCAGAUCACACAAUGCCAAAUUAGUACUGCUUAACAUGCCAGGACCUCCUAAAAAUAAAGAUGGGGAUGAAAAUUACAUGGAAUUUCUUGAGGUGUUGACUGAAGGCUUGGAGAGAGUUUUGCUGGUCCGAGGUGGAGGAAGAGAGGUGAUUACCAUCUACUCUUGAUAUGGAAUUUUUCAUUACAAUCUUUAAGUUUUUUAUCCAAGGUUUCAGAGCAGAGAUUUAUUUAAAAUCUUGUUUUGAGAAGUGCUUAAAGAAGACAAAGCAUUGGCGCAUUUCGAACAUCCUCAGCACCUUGUUUUCUCCCGAAGCAGUGUUUUCACACACCAUCCUAAGCUGGAUUUGUUAUUGCUUGUUUGAAAAAGCUAGCCAAAAACAUGUAUGGAAGCUGAAAAUAUGAAAAUGUUCUAGUACUAAUGUUUUUCCUUAAAUAUUUAUCUUUCUAAUAAAUUUGACUUUACGGUUAAUGUUUUCUACUAAAUAUUUUAUAGUUUUGUUGCAUUUCUUUGUAAUAGAUAUGUUUUUAAACAAGAAAUACAAAAAUGCUGAACACGCUUAAUGCUAAAUAAUAGAGAGUUCUCCUGAUUUAUUUAUUGUCUGUGGUAUUCAGAAUUAUGAACAGAUUAAAAUGCUUCCACACAGAA